AUGCGGCAGGUCAAAGAGUCGAUGGAGAGACGAGCUAAACGCGCGCCUAAAGGACUGGACCUCAGUGGCGCAAAACAGAGAGGUGUGGAGAGAGAGGAGGGAGGCCUUUGCUCAGCAGUGGGACAUGCCCUACAAGAAAUCCGAGGCAAACGUCCAUUCAUAAUAUCGCGAGCCUCUUACCCUGGUCUCGGUCACUACGCGGGACACUGGACUGGAGAUAUACUGAGCACCUGGGAGGAAAUGAGAAUGACCAUACCUGCGAUGCUGUCGUUCAACCUGUUCGGCAUCCCGAUGGUUGGCGCGGACAUCUGCGGCUUCGGCGGACGCACGACGCCAGAGCUCUGUAAGCGCUGGAUGCAGUUAGGCGCCUUCUAUCCCUUCUCGAGGAACCAUGCUGAUAACCAACAGCCUGACCAUGACCCUGCAGCCUUCACCGCAGAUGUAGUAGAGGCAGUGAAGAAAGCGUACCGCAUCCGCUACACGCUUUUGCCGUAUUACUACACGUUGUUCUGGCGUGCACACGUCGAUGGGGAGACUGUAGCGAGACCUCUCUUCUUUGAAUACUACGGCUACGACCGCUUGUACCCGAUUGACGACCAAUUUCUAAUCGGCAAGCACGUAAUGAUAACUCCCAUACUCAAAGAGAAUGCGACCACAACACGACCGUUCUUCCCUGGCCCCCACAAGUUCUAUAACUUCGUUGACGGGCGGUUCCUUGCAUCUGGCGACUAUUAUAACGUUAGCGAUGACGAAAUUGUCUCUGUCAGGAGCGGCGCGGUAAUUCCUCUCCAGCAGCCGGCGAUGUCGGGACCAGUGACUACGACCAACUGUCGCAGCAGGCCCUUGCAGCUCAUCGCCACGCCCGUGCAGAUCCUGUGGCAAGACAACGUCGCAAAGGGAGAACUCUAUUGGGACGACGGAGACAGCCUCAACAGUUAUGAAGAAAAAAAAUACAGCCACAUUGAAUUCACACUAAAAGACAAUGAGUUACAAAGCUAUGUCAAGUGGUGGGGUUAUGGUGUACCAUCGGUCAACAACAUCACCAUAUUUGGUCUCAAACCGAUUGAGUCGGUGACACUCAACAACAGGAACGUUGAUUUCAUUUACAAAUAUCACACCCAAGUGUUAACUGUUGAAAAUCUUAAUCUAUCUUUGGACAAACCGUUCAAAUUGACAUGGCACUAUCCUGUAGCAGAGGAUGAUAAGGAUGAAGAUGAUGAAAAGUAUAAUAAACAACACUCCAAAACGGUAGACUGUGUUAAUAAUGAGAAACCGUGUACAAUUAACGAUUAAGUAUUAUGAACCUUAGUGGAACAAUCUCCUAAGUUCUUUAUCCCCAAUUGCAUGUACAUUUUUUUCUAGGGGUAUAAAUACAGGGAAUGCUGAUAUCAAACUUCUUACAGCCAGCAAUAAUGGUGGAGACAAAUGUAACAACAUAUUGUUAAGUUCGUUGGUAGUUUGUAAGCAGUGAGGAUACACUACGCUCCAUUGUACUAAAUUACAGGCAGUCUCAGGCGCCACCAAGCACGACUUGUUCGUCCCGCCAUUAGUACCUUAAAAAAGAAAGAAAUAUCCAAAUAGAUAGAUUUCUAGAAUCGUCUUUUUAAUCUACCGUAGUAUAUGAAAAAGCUAUUCAAUUUUAAUAUUUCUAAAUAAUGCUCAGCGUUAUGUUUUCCCUCUUUCGUCCCGAAUAAUACUAAUGUACGGACAACAGCACAUCAGACUACACAUUUUUGUUCGAAAAUCGCCUUCAAUGCAACGGAACAAGAUACGUCAAUGUGUAGCUUGGUAUGCUAGCGUGUGUACAUAACUUACAAUUUUGACGAUAUGUACGUCACAAUGUAGAACAUAUCUGCCGUCCGCUAUCAUAAAAAACCAUAACCCAGUUUUAGAAUAUGGAAAUUGUUUAAUGGUAUUUCAGCUAUGCCUCGUCAGGGUAAGUUCCGAUAAGUCGAAAACGUUAACUAAUUUUAACUGUUUGAAAGAGAAUUCUUUGCUAUUUGACCAUUUGUCACUUGGCCACGUUUUAGUUAUUGGGCGACAGAUAUGUAAUUCAUUUAUUUCUCAAAUAUAAUAUAAUUAAGGCUCUGUGAACGAAAGUUCCUUGGCUUCCAUCUACGAUUGAAAUGUUUCGGCCGUUUCUCAACUAAUGUGCAUGAAAUUUUAAAUUAAUAUCAAAAUUCGGUGAAGGAAACAUCGUGAUGAAGCACGUCGAAGAAGGUUCACAACCCGCGGAAACCGUGUGAAGUCCGUUCCUAAGACGCAUUGGGCCAGUGUUGCGGACUUGAGCCGCAGUUCAAAAAAUUAAAUCCUACGGGUCGUGACUAAUCGCAAAUAUAUUAUUCCAAUCUGCUUUCGCAGUUUGGUUAGAAAUUGUAUUAUGUUCUCUUGUAUGCCUUGUUUGUAUGAAAUAAAUAAAUGAAAAAAACACACACACACACAUUGUGUGCCGUCAAAAACCUUUACAAGGACACGUACACUAAAAAAUAGUAGAAAUAAAAGUAUGUCAAUAGAGAAAAUUGUUAAAAAUAAAGCAAAAUUAAUCAACACAUUCCGUACCAUUGGUGUAAUAAAACCACGUGUGAUCGUAUAUCAAGUUCAAGUACUUUUAUCAGGUUCAAAUAAUAAAUAUAAUACGAACAUGAAACAAAUUGUAUUACAAAGUUAAUUACGGAAAAUAUCGGUCACAGAAUCUUUAAUCCUCACUCCUGAAAAGUUAUUGUCUUUGCAGAUGUGACCUUGUUAUACCAAGGGUGCAAUUUGAAUGUCAUUUUUUUACAUUUGUCAUAAAUUCAUUACUAUAGUACAACGGCUUAUUCAAAAGCAAGAUCAUGAAUUUCUGAUUCGAGCUGUGUAAAUAAGUUACCGUGAAUUGUAAGUUAUGUCCUUUCGUACUAAAUGGGACGACUAAUUGCUAUUUUUCCAAAUAAUAAGUUUUUUUUUAAGUACAAAUUGUAAGUUUCGUUCAAAAUUUAGGUACAAUUAAAUAAUAAGAGCUUGGAUGUUUAAUUAAAAGGUUCGAAAAGUUUGCCAAUUAAGUCACUUAUGGUAACCAUAAUGUAAUAAUAUAAUGUAUUCUAGUCAUAAGUAGCAAUAGCUUUUUGGAAUUUCGAUGUUGUACUGCAAUAUUUUGCUGUUUAGUCGUAAAAUAAACCUUAAUAUUCAUAGGACCAUAUCAUCUUGAAAGACACAAGCAAUGUUGAUCACAAAGGUGAUAUUGUAAAAUAACAUCAUUUAUGGUCGUUUUGCACUUUUCCCCCUAAAAAUUAAGUACUUAUUAAAUGUAAAUGGAUUCAAUGCAAAGUGAGUGAAAGAGAUACCUUUAUACCAUAUGAUUUAUAUUUAAGAACUACAUGAAAGAACAUUCAAACUUCGAACGACCAAUUAACAGCAGCAUUUCAUUAAUAUUAUAACUCCUAAUAAAAAGAGAGUAAGUUCUCAUUGCAACUCAUACUUUGCACUUUUAAAAAAAUCAUACAAUCAUAAUGCAACAUACGGGUGCUUCGAGCGCUCUUAUUUUAAAUAAGAUAAAAGAUUUUAUCUACACACAUAUCAUAAACUCUCCAUAAUGUGUUCAACAACCGCAAAUUACGACCA
Molecule: messenger RNA, 3597 nt
Organism: Hyposmocoma kahamanoa
Lineage: Eukaryota; Metazoa; Arthropoda; Insecta; Lepidoptera; Cosmopterigidae
Product: lysosomal alpha-glucosidase-like
Exons: 7
Coding region: 1-1293 (430 amino acids)
Biological process (GO): carbohydrate metabolic process
Molecular function (GO): alpha-1,4-glucosidase activity
Source: RefSeq, a predicted model, not a curated record